AUGGCUGUCACCUCUAUUUCAACUCCUUUCGACUGCAUCCUUCCUUCUAGCAGCUCCGGUAGCUCCAUUAAAAAGCCCAUCAAAUCAGUCUCCAAGCCAUGCUUUGGCUGUGACUGUGGCGAUGAAGAGUGCGAUUUCUGCUGUCCAGACCCAUCGUCAGUGCGAGUUCACUUUGCAGGCAAAGAGUUGGGUGCCAUCAGUUUACUCACAGGCACGCCAUUUCUCUUUCCCGAGGGACAGGAAUGGAUCAAAGCUCGCACAGGACAGCAUAGUGCAAUUGACAGACUUACUCCAGCCCGAGCACCUUGGGAUAAGGAGCGUGGACAAACCUUCAACACUGUUUUGAUGGACAUGAGCACUAACACUUGCAAUCCCUAUGAACUUCCCGACUGGAGAACAGUGCAAGUGUACUUCCACGCAUAUAAGAGUUCCAAGGUGAUGCAGCGCAUCUUUCCGAUUAUAGAUCAGGAUCUUUUCGAGGAGACCCUCAACAAAGCUUACAGUCAGUCGACAUCUACCCUCAAAUAUGGCCAAGCUAGUGCCAGAGUUUGUGUCAUUGCAUUUCUUACCUUUGUUUCUCGCCUACCUAACGUCAAAACCAUUGUCAACGCGACUACUAUGACCACUCCAGUCGAUCAUGAUCUACUUGCCACCAAGGCGCAGUUCUUUAUGCCUCAAGUAUUACAAGAGUCUGCCAGUCUGGACGCAGCCCAGGCUAUUACCAUAUUGACUAUCUUCGAAUUAUCCUCGGGAAAUAUGCGGGCAACAAACUACUACGCAGCGAUUGCUGCGCGACUCAUCUUCAUGCUUGGUGGCAAUCUUUAUCGCGGUGACGUCACCGCGACGGAUGCGCGCAGCCAGAAAAAGCAUGCACAACUGCGGAAUCUAUUUUGGAUUUGCUACACGAUUGAUAAGGACCUUGCACUGCGCACGGGUCAGCCACCUACUAUCACUGACGAAAAUUGUGAGCUGACGCUUCCGCCGGGCUAUCUCGAUCGAGCAUUCUUGGAUGUGGACGACGAGGACGCCCCAUGGUGCGGUCCAGUGUUUCCAUUCGACUUGCGCUUGAGUAUGAUCAAAUCCCGAGCACAUCGAGAGCUAUAUUCAGUCAGCUGUCUCCAGAAAUCAGAUGCCGAGCUGCUCAAGUCAAUUCGAGAACUCGAUGACGCGCUAGAAGAAUGGCGGCUAUCGGUCCCUCCUAAAUGGCGUCCAACCAUGUCCUUUUCUUCCGAGACCUCCGAUCCGAAUAUGGGCAUGAACACUGUUAUGCUGCGUCUAAACUAUCACCUAUGUAUGACCAUCAUCCAUCAAGCGAGUGGAAGAUGCAAGGCAUGGAUGCAAGGACAAAGUGGCAUGAUGGACGGGGUGAGUUCAAGUAUGGCACUUUCAGUAGAGGCCAGUCGGUCAAGUCUAUGUUACCUCGAGGCGGCAGAACAUGUGGUAGUCGACGGGAUUUUCUGGACUCUCAUCUUCUAUCCCAUGUCCGCGCUGCUCACUAUCUUCUGCAACAUUCUUCAGAACCCAUUGGACCCACAUUCGCGCGAAGAUUUGGGCCGAUUGAAAGUCGCCACGGUUAUGAUUGAGCGUAUCUUCUCACGCAAACUGCCUGAAGAUGAGCUCGCGCGCUUCAAAAUGGUCGCCGACUUCAUUGUGGAAUUGAAGCGAUUGGCUGAGUGUGCUAUUGACAAGGCCUGGGCGGAGCAGCGUGCCACCUCUCAUUGA
Molecule: messenger RNA, 1722 nt
Organism: Penicillium hordei
Lineage: Eukaryota; Fungi; Ascomycota; Eurotiomycetes; Eurotiales; Aspergillaceae
Product: putative C6 transcription factor
Exons: 4
Coding region: 1-1722 (573 amino acids)
Biological process (GO): DNA-templated transcription
Molecular function (GO): zinc ion binding; DNA binding
Source: RefSeq, a predicted model, not a curated record